This is a messenger RNA of Dipodomys ordii (Ord's kangaroo rat), 900 nucleotides long. It is a transcript of the gene Atoh1, whose product is annotated as atonal bHLH transcription factor 1. Lineage: Eukaryota; Metazoa; Chordata; Mammalia; Rodentia; Heteromyidae. The transcript is spliced from 3 exons. Bases 1 to 900 code for a protein of 299 amino acids. The record is from RefSeq and is a predicted model, not a curated record. Gene Ontology annotation, molecular function: protein dimerization activity.
AUGUCCCGCCUGCUGCACGCGGAAGAGUGGGCUGAGGUGACGGAGUUGGGGGACCCCCAUCGUCACCCCCCAUCGCAUCACCUCCAGCCGCCACCACCGCCACCGGCCACCUUGCAGACGAGGGAGCCCCCGGUGUACCCCGCCGAGCUGUCUCUCCUGGACGGCACCGACCCACGCGCCUGGCUGGCUCCGACCUUGCAGGGCAUCUGCACGGCACGCGCCGCCCAGUAUCUGCUGCAUUCUCCCGAGCUGGGUGCCGCCGAGGCGGCGGCGGAAGAGGAGGAGGAGGACGGCCGGGGGGAUGCGGGGCGGAGGAUCGGCGGCGGCGGAGGGCUCCCGAAGAACCCGGGGUCGGCGUCGGCCAAAGUGAGAGAGCAGCUGUGCAAGCUGAAAGGCGGGAUGGUGGACGAGCUGAGCCGCCAGCGAGCCCCUUCCAGCAAACAGGUGAACGGGGUGCAGAAGCAGCGACGGCUGGCGGCCAACGCCCGCGAGCGGCGCCGGAUGCACGGGCUGAACCACGCCUUCGACCAGCUGCGCAACGUGAUCCCGUCCUUCAACAACGACAAGAAGCUGUCCAAGUACGAGACCCUGCAGAUGGCCCAGAUCUACAUCAACGCGCUGUCCGACCUGCCGCCCGCGCCCGCCGGCUGCCGGACUCGCUUCUCCGCCCCGGCCUCCAGCGCGGCGUACUCGGUGCCGCUGGGCUCCCUGCACUUCUCCACGUUCGAGGACAGCGCCCUGGCGGCGAUGAUGGCGCCGAAGAACUUGUCGCCGUCGCUGCCCGGGGGCCUCUUGCAGCCCGGGUCGGAGGAGAAUAGCAAAACGUCACCCCGAUCCCACAGAAGCGACGGAGAAUUUUCCCCCCGUUCCCAUUACAGUGACUCGGAUGAGGCCAGUUAG